AGUAGUCGGGGAGGUGUGUCUCAGAAGGAAACGGAGGAAACGCCAAAAAAAACUUCUGAAACAACUAUUCCAAGAUUAUUCCAAAAACACAACCCUUCACGGACUGAGAUACACUACUGAAAAGGGCCUUCAUAUUAUUGAAAAGAUAUUCUGGCUCGUCACGUUCAUUGUGAGUGUUGCGCUGUCCUUCUACCUGAUAUCAAAGGUCUGGAAUAAGUGGAAUACGUCUCCCGUUAUUGUCAGCUUUUCCGAAAAACAUCUCUUCGUUAAAGAGGUGCCAUUCCCAGCGAUAACAAUUUGUCCCGCAGUAAAAUUUAAGAAUUUCAAUUACACGGAGAUACUCGCAGAUCUGGAAAAUCAACAAGUCAUUGACAACGACACCUUGGCAACAGCUAGCGCCGUGAACUUAUUUUGUGACUGGCCAGCAGAGGAACUUAUUAACGAACUGCCUGGUGACUGGAUGGAUAGAUUGUUAAAUGUGUCGAUGGAAGUAGACGAUAUUUUCUACGUCUGCAAACUCGGAAAAAAUGAUUGCACGGAUCUAGUAAAAAGAGUGUUGACGGAGGAUGGAAUUUGUUUUAACAUAAACGGUUUGGCAGCUAGUGAUAUUUUGAAUUACAAUACUAUACAAAGAGAAUACAAAUACUCAUAUAAUGAACAUGAGGCGAGGAAUUGGACAUUCACUGAAGGCUACACCAAUGAUGACGUAAACGCAUACCCAUAUCGUGGCCAGGAAAGUGGUGAAACUCCCUACCUAAGCCUGAAUCUGGCUGAUUUAGAACCCAUUAAAGAUAAAAACUGCAAUGUAGUAUAUACUGGUUAUAAGAUUUAUUUGCACCACCCAGCCGAUUGGCCUCAGGCGCAGUCCUACUAUUUUGCAGCUCUACCAGAGCAAGUAUCAUCCAUGGCUGUUGAGUUCUCUGCAGUAUCCACCAGCAAAGAUUUGCAAGCAGUAGCACUAAAAGUGCGACAAUGCUACUUUCCAGAAGAGAGGCCGCUGAAAUAUUUUAAAAUAUAUUCCUACAAUCAUUGCAGGCAAGAAUGUUUGACAAACUUCACCUACGCACGGUGUGGUUGCGUCAUGACUUAUAUGCCAUUUCAUACUCAUGACAAAAUCUGUUCAUCAGAAAGUCAAAUAUACUGUUUUAUAAGAGCUAACGAUGUUUUUUCAACGGAAGGCAGUGAACAACUGCAAGACUGCAGAUGUCUACCGGCAUGCAACUAUAUACAAUAUGAUGCUGACAUACAUAAGACCGAGUUUAACUAUGCUGAAUUUCACAUAAUAAAGCUGAAGAAAUAUUAUAAAAAAGCGUUAGGCCAUGAUGUGGAUUUGAAACGGGUCUUCAAAACCAUAACACAUGAUUUGAAGACUGAGAAAUUGGAGGACCCACCAAACAUUUUCCACGUCGAGAAGUUGCAUGAUGACAUCACGGAUCUUCCACUGCACCUUAAAUAG
Ostrinia furnacalis (Asian corn borer) is the source of this 1456-nucleotide messenger RNA. Its product is annotated as pickpocket protein 28-like. Gene Ontology annotation, molecular function: ligand-gated sodium channel activity. Gene Ontology annotation, biological process: sodium ion transmembrane transport. Lineage: Eukaryota; Metazoa; Arthropoda; Insecta; Lepidoptera; Crambidae. The transcript is spliced from 12 exons. The record is from RefSeq and is a predicted model, not a curated record. Gene Ontology annotation, cellular component: plasma membrane. Bases 461 to 1456 code for a protein of 331 amino acids.